AAGCUCAUGUGACUGGGCGAGCAUGUAUGUCAAUGGUGCCCAUGCUCAUUCAGUGGUGGACAGUGGACUAGUGUAAAGUGUUGGUGGCACGGACCAUCGGCCUGAUUGUAGGUUGUCGCUGUUCAAGAAACAUGACGUUGACGGGAAAGGGGUGGGGGCGGGGGCUCACCAGAGCCCAUGCUCAUCCUAACAUUGCUCUCGCUCUCCUCGGAUUCCGUCGAGGUUCAGCUAAGUUUUCUUGCCUCUCGAUCCUUGUUCUCAGCCCCUCGGAAGAGGCCAUGCUAGCACGAGGAGUCCUAUUACCAUCGUUUCAUCUAUUCCGAAAAACCACCUGCCCACGGCUAUCAUCCUAUCGGCAUCUUCCGUCCCCGCUAAGUUCCUUCGGUUACUUCCCCUCCCGAAAAGGUUCUCUCUCGCAUCGCACGACCUCUUCGAAAAGCGGUUGCUCUUCUAGGCUACCACUCUCUGCGGAAACCAGCGCACAAGUAGAUCAGUCACUCAUGUCUCUCUUCAGCACGAACCGACUACACGACAAGGUCGUCCUGAUAACAGGCGCAUCAGCGGGCAUUGGACGCGCGACGGCCGUUCUGUUCGCGCGCGCGGGUGCCAACGUCGUCCUGACCGCAAGAAGGACCGAAAAACUCGAUGAUGCAGUCAAGGAGUGCGAGGAAGCGAACAAGCAGGGCGCCAGCGGAAAGGGCGGCAAAUACGUUGCUGUGGAAUUGGAUGUGCAGAAGAGGAGCAACCUAGAUGCGCUCAUCGGCCAGCUACCCGAUUGGGCCAAGCAGGUGGAUAUCCUUGUCAACAAUGCUGGACUGGUAUUCGGCACCGAAAAAGUCGGAGAGAUCAACGCCGACGAGGUCGACGUCAUGAUCCAAACUAAUGUAACUGCACUGAUCCAUCUGACUCAAAUUUUCGUUCGAGAGUUCAAGAAGAGGCAAAGAGGCCAUGUGAUCAACCUCGGCUCCAUCGCUGGCCGCGAAGCAUAUCCCGGUGGAUCUAUCUAUUGCGCCACGAAGUUCGCAGUGAAGGCAUUCACUUCCGCACUCAUGAAGGAGCUGGUGGACACGCCGAUCAGGGUGACGUGCAUCGAUCCGGGCAUGGUGAACACUGAAUUCUCGACCGUGCGCUUCCGAGGUGACAAGGCAACGGCAGAUAAGGUGUACGAGGGCCUGCAGCCGCUGACGGGCCAAGACAUCGCUGAGGAGAUCGUCUGGGCUGCCAAUAGGCCUGAACAUGUCAACAUUGCCGAGAGCCUGAUCUUUCCUGUCAACCAAGCCUCGCCGUACCACAACCACCGACCCAACCUCAAAAAGUGAGCGCUGCUUUCUUGCUGAAGCCGAGUGCGAUACCUGGGAUAAUCUAGGGAGCGACUUUGCGAUCUCCAAUUACGUGGCGAGAGGAUUUGUAUGUAGCAUGUAUAUCCAACAGCAUCUCACAGUACAGCGAG
Molecule: messenger RNA, 1450 nt
Organism: Tilletiaria anomala UBC 951
Lineage: Eukaryota; Fungi; Basidiomycota; Exobasidiomycetes; Georgefischeriales; Tilletiariaceae
Product: NAD(P)-binding protein
Exons: 6
Coding region: 132-1319 (395 amino acids)
Cellular component (GO): cytosol
Molecular function (GO): oxidoreductase activity
Source: RefSeq, a predicted model, not a curated record